Molecule: messenger RNA, 360 nt
Organism: Postia placenta MAD-698-R-SB12
Lineage: Eukaryota; Fungi; Basidiomycota; Agaricomycetes; Polyporales; Adustoporiaceae
Exons: 1
Cellular component (GO): NADH dehydrogenase complex
Molecular function (GO): NADH dehydrogenase (ubiquinone) activity
Source: RefSeq, a predicted model, not a curated record
AUGAAUACUUUAUUAAUGUUAUUUAUUUUUGUUCCUAUUUUAUCUGUUAUAUUACUUGCUUUAAAUUUAUUAUUAGCUCCUAAAAAAGCUGAUGAGGCCAAAGUAUCUGCAUAUGAAUGUGGUUUCAACGCUAUCCCUGGUCAAACUAGAUCCACUUUCCACAUCCAUUUUUAUAUAGUGGCUAUGUUAUUUUUAGUAUUCGAUUUGGAAAUAUUACUUCUAUUCCCUAUAGCUGUAACAUUAUAUCAAGUAAGUACUUAUGGUUUUUCUAUAGCUUUAAUUUUCUUCAUUGUUUUAACUAUUGGUUUCGUAUUAGAAAUCGGUAGUGGAGCUAUCUCUAUGUCUACACCUGGAAAUAAU